AAACUCCAAUUUAUUUGAUUCUCCUAAUGCCUCAACAACCACCACCACCACCACCUCUAUAUUAACUAAUGUCUUCUCUCUGCAGUAGUAUCACUUACACAUGAUUAACUAAGCCGAAAGCCAUCAAUGCAAUUCUCCGUCGCUUUCCUCCUAUCUCUCCUCCUUCUCUCCUCCGCUCAACAACUACCCCCUCCGGCUGCUCAGCCACCUUCAAUCGCAUGCAAGUCCACCCUCUACCCAAAACUUUGCCGUUCCAUCCUCUCCGCCUUCAAAUUCCCCCCCUCCGACCCUUACCACUACGGCAAGUUCACCGUCAAGCAAUGUCUUAAGCAAGCUCGUCAACUCUCAAACAUCAUCAACCACUACCUCGCUGGCCACCCCCGCGCCGCCGCCAUGUCCCCUUUGGAAACCCUAGCAAUGCAGGACUGCGGUCAGCUGGCGGAGCUCAACGUGGGUUAUUUAGAGAGGAUCUCGUCCGAGCUGAAGGCGGCAGAGGCGAUGAAGGGCGAGUUGGUGGAUGAAGUCACGAGUCUGCUAAGUGGGGUAGUUACGAACCAACAGACGUGCUAUGACGGGCUCGUGGACUCGAAGAGUAGGUUCGCGAGUGCGUUGGGCGCGCCGUUGGGGAACAUGACUCAGUUGUACAGUGUGUCUCUGGCGUUGGUAACGAACGCAUUGGACCGGAAUAUAAAGAAAAGGAAGCACCAGUUUUUGACAAAACCUAGUGGGGUUCGUCAACCGCUCGAAACUCUAAUCAAGGCUCUUCGGAAAUCGUCACGACGGAGUAGCAGCGGUGAACGGGUGCUCUCUGAAUUAUCCGGCCACGGAAUUCUUAUAAACAAUACUGUUAUUGUUAGCCCCGAUGGCAAUCACACGUUCACGAACAUCAGCGACGCCAUUGCGUCAGCACCGAGCGAUUCGGAGCCUGGAAAUGGCUAUUUCGUGGUGUAUGCAAGAGAAGGAUACUAUGAGGAGUACGUCGUCGUCCCAAAAGACAAGAAGAACAUCCUGCUCAUCGGAGAUGGCAUAAAUAAGACCAUUAUCACCGGAAGUCACAAUAGGGUCGAUAACUGGACAACUUACAAUUCCUCAACCUUUGCUGUUUCCGGGGAGAGAUUUGUUGCUGUCGAUAUUACAUUCAGGAACACAGCAGGACCAGAGAAGCACCAAGCGGUGGCCGUGAGGAACAGUGCCGACUGCUCCACCUUUUACCGCUGCCGUUUUGAAGGAUAUCAAGACACUCUUUACGUCCACUCUCUCCGUCAAUUCUACAGAGACUGCGACAUCUACGGGACCGUUGAUUUCAUCUUUGGAAACGCCGCCGCAGUAUUCCAAAACUGCAACUUAUACGCGCGGAAACCCCUUCCGUACCAGAAAAACGCUUUCACGGCGCAGGGCAGAACUGACCCCUAUCAGAACACUGGCAUUUCAAUCCAGAACUGCACGAUCAAUGCUGCACCCGAUUUGAACAUGAACUUGAGUUUCGCACCAAGUUAUCUGGGUCGACCGUGGAAGGCGUACUCUAGGACUGUAUUCAUGGAGUCAUUCAUCGGCGAGGUGAUCCAUCCGGCGGGGUGGCUUGAGUGGAAUGGGACAGACGGGCUGGACACGUUGUUUUACGGGGAGUUUGCGAAUUACGGACCGGGGGCGAAUACGAGCAUGAGGGUGCAUUGGCUGGGAUAUAAAGUGAUGGAUGCUGCGCAGGCUGUGAAUUUUACCGUGUUUAACUUCACCAUGGGAGAUGCUUGGUUGCCCGAUACAGAUAUCCCCUUUUUUGGAGGAUUGUUCUAAUUAAGAAGUUGAGUCAAUUAACUCCGUCCAUUUGAUUACGAUGUAAAUUGCAAAAGUUUAAGAUUGCACUACGUGUGAAAUAUUUUUAAAUGGAGAUAAUUUUGCCAUGUCAAAAAUAUAAUUUUAGGUCUUAUAACAUAUCACAUGCCAAAUAUAAAGAAAAAGUUGAA
This is a messenger RNA of Rubroshorea leprosula, 1961 nucleotides long. The record is from the annotation of a GenBank genome assembly. Lineage: Eukaryota; Viridiplantae; Streptophyta; Magnoliopsida; Malvales; Dipterocarpaceae.